Molecule: messenger RNA, 3019 nt
Organism: Conger conger (European conger)
Lineage: Eukaryota; Metazoa; Chordata; Actinopteri; Anguilliformes; Congridae
Gene: lrrc15
Product: leucine rich repeat containing 15
Exons: 2
Coding region: 381-2108 (575 amino acids)
Cellular component (GO): extracellular matrix
Molecular function (GO): protein binding
Source: RefSeq, a predicted model, not a curated record
GAGAGGCGUGUGUCGUGUGAGUGUGAGAGAGAGAGACAGAGAGGAACAGAGAAAGAGGGGGAGAGGGUGUGACAGAGAGAGAGAAAGAGGGGAGUGAGUGAGUGAAAACAUCAGACUCAUAGGUCACAAGAGGAAAUGGUGAUGAUGAAUUGAUGAUGUUGAUGCUGAUGGUGGGAGUGAUGAAGGCCAUGCCCAUGAAAAGGUAAAAGUCUGCGUGACGGAAGCUACAGAACGUGCCGGAAAGGCUGACGGUGUCCUUUCCCAGCUGUUCAAAAGGAGGGGGUCUUCACUGCGCCGGGAGUUCGGAGUGGAGCGACUGGAGCUGUACACAGCUGAACCCCUGUUUUUCACAGUCCCAGCGGCCCUGCAAUACGAGCUUCAUGGAUCUGGCCGUGUGCAUCUACAUGCUCCUUAGUGUGUUCACUGUAGACAUUGCCUUUGGAGACUGCCCAGAUGGAUGCAAGUGCUCGGACAGCAAGGUCCUGUGCCAAAACAUCUCGGAGUUUCCGAGAUUCAUAUCCUUGGCCCCCAGCAACCUUUACAUUGCCAAUGCCAACAUCUCCUCCUUAAACCCCAGCGAUUUUGAGGGCUUUGCCGAGGCCCUCUCGAUGUUUGCGGUAAAGGAUUCUGCAAUGGUGGAGGUGCUGCCCAGCACUUUCGAUAAAAUGCUAAACUUAGUAGCCCUAGGCUUGUCAGGAACCAAGUUGCAAAGUCUCCCUGAUGCGCUUUUCCAGAAUCUAGGAAAUGUCAGAUCACUUACAUUGAGCAAAAACAAAAUAGUUGUUUUGACCCCCAACCUAUUUUCAGCUCUCAGGAAUUUACAGUAUCUGGACCUGAGCAGGAACCUUCUCGCCUCUGUUCCUGGGGAGGCAUUCAACCAGCUCAUGAAUGUGCAGACCAUUAACCUGGCCAUGAACAACAUCGCUGAACUUUCAGGGGAGGUCUUCCGAGGACUGGGCGAGCUGAAGUUCCUGAGACUCACCGGGAACGCCAUCAGAGAGAUCCCAGCUGGCUGCUUCAAUGACCUGGUGAACCUGGAGGAGGUUUCCCUGCAGGACAACCAGAUCGAGCAUCUUCCCGGCCACUUAUUUUCAUCGCAGCAGAAACUGAAGAAGCUGUAUCUCUCCAACAAUCGCAUAUCCCUACUGCCCCAGGGUAUCUUCCUCAACCUGCCCAACCUCGCCCAGAUAUCCCUCUUUGAGAACCACCUCAGCAGCCUGUCUUCUGGGGUUUUCGGCCCCAUGGCCCUCCAGGAACUCUGGCUGUAUGACAACCGGUUGACGCACCUGGAGGACGGCGUGUUCAGCAACCUGACUAAUCUGCGGCUCCUGGUUCUGAGCCGUAACCAGAUUGGCUCUGUCUCGGCUGGGGCCUUCAGGGGCCUUGUAGAGCUGGGAGAGGUGUCCCUGCACACCAACCUGCUGGCCAGCUUGGAGGAGGGAACAUUUAACGGUCUCCCCAAGCUGGCAAACAUCUCCCUGGAACACAAUCUCAUCCGGUCCCUGCCUGGAAAUCUGUUCCAUGGUUUGCCUCCGCUCUGGGAAGUGGACCUCCACAACAACUCCCUGCAGAGCCUGUCCCAGGAGGUUCUGGACUCGCUGGAUACGGUGAAGAACGUAAAAUUAGCCAUGAACCCCUGGAGGUGCAACCUGGACAUCCUGCCACUACGAGACUGGAUGAAGGGCCAUCCAUCCAAAGUGCAGAACGCCAGCCAACUGACGUGCCCCUCUCGCGAUUCACUGACCCAUACCAAACUCACAGACCUGUCAGAUGAGGACGCAACGGCCUGGGUGCCGCCCCCGUCGACCGCCUCCGUUUCCUCAGGUAACUCCGUCCCCCCGACAGAGAUGUGGAGGAGACCUCACACCCGGCCCCCGAAGAAAAGCACCCCCAUAGCCCCUGCCGCCACCACUCCCCCGCCAGGGCAGGACAACAGUAACGCCGAUGGCGAUGGCGAGGGCCUUUCCCAGGACGCUAAAAUCAUCAUCAUCGUCUUGGUCUGUAUCGCCAUCAUCGCCACCGUCAUCAUCUGCUGGGUCUGCUGCAGGAGGAGGCGGCGGGCCGGCCGCGACUUGCGUCGACAGGCUGGGAAGAACUCCGCCAUUUAGGGGAGCGGGACCUUUUCUAUGGCCCACAGCUCACAGGGCUCCACUUUCAGGCCACCUUGGAACCCUUGGUCAUAGUGAAACAUGGAACCACUUUGGACCUGUUUAGUUUUCCAGGAAGGGAGAGUUAACUCUGCACCUCAGUUUGGUGUUCCAGACUGAAAUCCAUUCCUUUGUUCAGUCUGUGCAUUCAUGCGAGUUCUCUACAAAUUUGCAGCAGUCUGAGAGCAUAAUGCCCGAAGGCAUUGGAAUGCCAUGAACAUUGCAUUUUCUUGUUGCCAGUUUGCUUGCUCGAAGUUGAAUGGGAUGCUUACUAACUGCACACAUUUUCUUACUAAAGUAAGAAACUUUUCUUACUAAAGUACCUUUUUAGUAUCAUAAACAGCAAAGGCAGAAAAUCAAGAUCUCCUCCAUUUUCUCAAAGUACAUGUCAGCAGGCUUGUAUUUAUGUGAGAAUUUGGUCCUUUUUUAUAGCUUUUUUAUAUUUAAAUAACCUGACUUUGCUAUCAAGAUGAUGAAAAUACUGUAUCAUUAAUGACAGAAAUAUUAUUCAAGACAGGCUAGAAUGUCAGUAUAAGCUUUUAUUGAUUUAUGAAGUAAUGCAACAUAAUUUCUAAAACAUUUGAUGCCUGGAUAGAUUGUGAUUCACAAAUAAAAACAAUCUGUAACAAUUUUAGUUUAAUGAUUAUUUUCAUUAAUCUGUUUGGUUUAUAUAACGAUAAAAUGCCAAUAAAGUUUAUUGAAUAAGAAUCUGACUCUUAUGAGUGAAGCAAUCUGUAGGUCAAUGUUUAAAGUGUGUGCACUCUUGCAAUGAUGAUUUACUUGCAUAAAGUUGAAUUGUAUGUUGUGGAAUCCAAUUCCUCCUGUAUUAUAAGUGCAUUAAGGAUGUAAUAAAUCAUGUUUAAAAACUUUUA